Callithrix jacchus (white-tufted-ear marmoset) is the source of this 2007-nucleotide messenger RNA. NCBI's taxonomy places the organism in Eukaryota, Metazoa, Chordata, Mammalia, Primates, Cebidae. The record is from RefSeq and is a predicted model, not a curated record.
CAGGCACCGGCGCAGGCUCGCUUUCCGGCGGGUGCGCGGGGCCAGGCUGCCAGCACCUGCCUUCUCGUUCCCGCCUGUUCCGCAGCGCACCCACGGCCUGUGACCCCAGCGACCGCUCCUCAGUGGGGAGAGAGCGGGGCCGGGAGAGGCUCCGGCCUGACCUGCGAAAGGACCUCGGUCCAGUCCCCAGUCGCGCCGCGUCUCCUGUCCGUUUGUGCGCGGGCCUGUCAGGGCCUGGUGUCUCCAGCGAUCCAGGUCGCAGACCUAGAGGCUCCCCACAGGCCAGCCCGGGGCGCGGGGAGCGCCGGCCGGAUAGGGAUGCCCCUGCACGUGAAGUGGCCGUUCCCCGCGGUGCCGCCGCUCACCUGGACCCUGGCCAGCAGCGUCGUUAUGGGCCUGGUGGGCACCUACAGCUGCUUCUGGACCAAGUACAUGAACCACCUGACCGUGCACAACAAGGAGGUGCUGUACGAGCUCAUCGAGAACCGAGGCCCGGCCACGCCCCUCAUCACCGUGUCCAAUCACCAGUCCUGCAUGGAUGACCCUCAUCUCUGGGGGAUCCUGAAACUCCGCCACAUCUGGAACCUGAAGUUGAUGCGUUGGACCCCUGCAGCUGCAGACAUCUGCUUCACCAAGGAGCUGCACUCCCACUUCUUCAGCUUGGGCAAGUGUGUGCCUGUGUGCCGAGAUUGCUCUUUCCUCUGUGGGAACAAUUUUUCUAAGCAGAGAAUGAGAGGAAAGGUGUUAGACACAGGCAAGCACAUGCCAGGUGCUGGAGAAAGGCAGAAGGAAGGAGAUGGCGUCUACCAGAAGGGGAUGGACUUCAUUUUGGAGAAGCUCAACCAUGGGGACUGGGUGCACAUCUUCCCAGAAGGGAAAGUGAACAUGAGUUCCGAGUUCCUGCGCUUCAAGUGGGGAAUCGGGCGCCUGAUUGCUGAGUGCCAUCUCAACCCCAUCAUCCUGCCCCUGUGGCAUGUUGGAAUGAAUGACGUCCUUCCUAACAGUCCGCCCUACUUCCCCCGCUUUGGACAGAAAAUCACCGUGCUGAUCGGGAAGCCCUUCAGUGCCCUGCCGGUACUUGAGCGGCUCCGGGCGGAGAACAAGUCGGCGGUGGAGAUGCGGAAAGCCCUGACGGACUUCAUUCAAGAGGAAUUCCAGCGUCUGAAGACUCAGGCAGAGCAGCUCCACAACCACCUCCAGCCUGUGAGAUAGGCCCUGCCUGGCCAGCCCCUGACCAUGCCUUCUCUGGGCCCCAGGGAGCAGCCAGGGCUGAGGCUGGGGGAAGAUGCAGCGCCAGGGCUCAGGCCCAACUGGGCUGGCUGUCCUUGCUCGCUGCCUUCUGGAUUCUUGGCCUGCACAGAGCUGGGUCUUUAGGAAUGACUGAUGCUCUUAGCUCAGAUGUGGCUUUUAGACAGAUUUGUUCAUUGCCCAUCUCAGGUGCCCUCCGAGCUGGAGGCCAUUAUUCCAGCUCCUCUGUGCUUCCUCAGUAAAACCAAGGACCUCAGCUGCUUCUCCCACUUGGCCAAGCAGGGAGGAAGAAGCUUAGGCAGGGCCCUCCUUCCUUCUUGCCUUCAGAUGUUCUCUCUCAGGGGCCGGUGUCACGAGGGAGCAUAGAAAGCAGGUGAGCAAGCAGUUGGCUAAGGGAGCGGGGGACCCACCAGAGCUGUGGAGAGGUCCCCCAAGACCCCUCAGCCUGGCUCCUACACACGCGCCCUUAGCAAACCAGGAGCUGCUCACUACCUCCUCAGGGAUGGUCAUUGGCCACGUCUUCCUUCUACUGGAGCUUCCCCCUGCCACAGGCCCUUUCCUUGGGCAAGGUCUGGCCUCAGGUGGGCCACAGGUGGAAGAGCAGCCCUUGGCCAGAUGUCAAGCCCGCCACAUGGAGCCUAGAGCUGGGGCCACCAACUUCUCCAUCCUUUCUGCCUCCCAGCAUCACUUGAGUCCCAGGGCCUUGGUUUUCAUUUUUUUGAAACAACAAUAAAGCAUAUGUGUUGGCUUGUUGUAUAA